Messenger RNA from Sus scrofa (pig), 1867 nucleotides. It is a transcript of the gene CRELD1, whose product is annotated as cysteine rich with EGF like domains 1. Gene Ontology annotation, molecular function: calcium ion binding. Lineage: Eukaryota; Metazoa; Chordata; Mammalia; Artiodactyla; Suidae. The record is from RefSeq and is a predicted model, not a curated record.
CCACCACUAUUGGCUGUGGCGCGGGUUCCGCCCUCACAACUGCGGAGCCAGCGGAGGGUGCACGUCUUACGCAGCGGGCGGCAGCGGCGGCGUUGGGGAGGCUGAGCUGUUGGCGCCUGCGGGCUGGGUACCCAGUCUGGGAAAAGAUGGCCCCACGGCCACCGAAGGGCCUAGCCCCAGCUCUGCUCUGGGUCCUGAGCCUUUUCAUUGGCCUCCCAAGCCCAGUUUUGGUUCAGCCCUCUCCUCCUCCCCAAUCUUCUCCCCCUACUGAACCUCAUCCAUGUCAUACCUGCCGGGGACUGGUGGACAGCUUCUACAAGGGCCUGGAGAGAACCAUCCGGGACAACUUUGGAGGCGGAAACACUGCCUGGGAGGAAGAGAAGUUAUCCAAAUACAAAGACAGUGAGACCCGCCUGGUAGAGGUGCUUGAGGGCGUGUGCAGCAAGUCGGACUUCGAGUGCCACCGCCUUCUGGAGCUGAGUGAGGAGCUGGUGGAGAGCUGGUGGUUCCACAAGCAGCAGGAAGCCCCAGACCUUUUCCAGUGGCUCUGCUCAGAUUCCCUGAAGCUCUGCUGCCCCUCAGGCACCUUUGGGCCCACCUGCCUUCCCUGCCCUGGGGGCACGGAGCGGCCCUGCGGUGGCUACGGGCAGUGUGAAGGGGAAGGGACUCGAGGGGGCAGCGGGCGCUGUGACUGCCAAGCUGGCUGGGGAGAGGCCUGUGGCCAGUGCGGCCUCGGCUACUUUGAGGCAGAGCGCAACUCCAGCCAUCUGGUAUGUUCGGCUUGUUUUGGCCCCUGUGCCCGCUGCUCAGGACCUGAGGAAUCAAAUUGUUUGCAGUGCAAGAAGGGCUGGGCCCUGCAUCACCUCAAGUGUGUAGACAUUGAUGAGUGUGGCACAGAGCGAGCCAGCUGUGGAGCCGACCAGUUCUGCGUGAACACGGAGGGCUCCUAUGAGUGCCGGGACUGUGCCAAGGCCUGCCUGGGCUGCAUGGGGGCAGGGCCCGGCCGCUGUAAGAAGUGUAGCCCUGGCUACCAGCAGGUGGGCUCCAAGUGUCUCGACGUGGAUGAAUGUGAGACGGCGGUUUGUCCAGGGGAGAACGAAAAAUGUGAGAACACUGAGGGCAGUUACCGCUGCAUCUGUGCCGAGGGCUACAAACAGAUUGAGGGCAUCUGUGUGAAGGAGCAGAUCCCAGAAUCAGCGGGCUUCUUCUCGGAGAUGACAGAGGACGAGCUGGUGGUGCUGCAGCAGAUGUUCUUCGGGGUCAUCAUCUGUGCGCUGGCCACGCUGGCUGCCAAGGGUGACUUGGUCUUCACCGCCAUCUUCAUUGGGGCUGUGGCCGCCAUGACCGGCUACUGGUUGUCAGAGCGCAGUGACCGUGUACUGGAGGGCUUCAUCAAGGGCAGAUAAUCCUGGCCACACCUGCAGGGUCUCUUCCCCGCCCAGGCUGCCCCUGAGGGCGGGCCUCCCUCCCGCCUGGACACUUGAGGGACUUGCUUUAUUUUUGAGAGUGGGGUAAGCAUCCCCUGCCCACCUUAUGGAGCAGCCCAGGCACCCAGGUCUGGGCAGGUGAGGCCCCUGGGGUGAAAGGAUAGCCUUUAAGGGUGGGUACCAUGAGACCUUGGCCCCAGGGGACUGGGCAGGCUUCACAAUGUGUGUGAAUUUUUUGAAGUGUCUCCUUGUGGUGGCUGCUAGUGAGCUUUGGCCCCUACCCAGGAUGUGUGUGGGGAGGGGUCCCUGCAGGGGUGGGCCCUUCACAGCCCCCUCCUGCCAGCUGCAUGCUGCCAGCUCCUGUUCCGUAUUCACCCCCUGCCUCCCAGCCACUGAUUUAUUUAUUCAUCUCAGGAAAUAAAGGACGAUCUUGGAAAAUA